AUGUCUUCCACCCUCUCCACCAAGGCCCCCUCAACCGGCCUCCUCGCCUCCAGGUGGGCCACGAAGCCUUCCGAGAGCACUGCCCCCCAGCCCAUCAUCACAACCGGGCUGCUCACUUCCAGGAGGGCCAAGUCAACCCCAAGCCCCACAGCCGGCCCGACCAAGUCCAAAUGGGCCUCCGAACCGACCCCCACAGAACCAAAGGUGGUCACCACCAAAGCCGAGACAGCCACCACCGAAGUCGAGGCCCCCAAAGCCGAGGUCACCGAAGUCAAGACCGCCGCCACCACCAGCACCGAGCUUCAGGCUGCUGCCCCAAAGGCUGAGCCGAAGCAAGAAAAAAAGAGCUGGGCCGAUCUCGUCGACGAAGACGAUGACGUUGCCAACUUCGUCUUCAACCUGCCGGAGCUCAACAAGGAGAACAUUCCGCUCCAGCAGAAGGACCAGCACAAGGAGGCCACCGCCGCCACUCCCACCACCACCACCAAGGAGUCCGCCGCCUCUGCCACUCCCACCACCACCGAGGAGGAGCCGACCAAGAGGCCGCAGACCAAAGACCUCAAGCCGCCGCCCAGCAUGCUCGCCUCCCGCUGGUCCGACGCCGACUGCGAGCUGCCGCCCGCCCAAUCGCGCGCCGAAUACCGCGCCACUCACGAGCAGCAUCCAACCAACAACAACAACAACAACAACAACAACAACAAGAAAAAGGCCCCACGUCGCCGUGGCGGUCGCCGUGCCAACUGA
Molecule: messenger RNA, 744 nt
Organism: Diplodia corticola
Lineage: Eukaryota; Fungi; Ascomycota; Dothideomycetes; Botryosphaeriales; Botryosphaeriaceae
Exons: 2
Coding region: 1-744 (247 amino acids)
Source: RefSeq, a predicted model, not a curated record